CAGCAUUCUCAUCACAGCAAACACUUCUUCAUCAUUACAACUCUUGAUCGGAAUUCAAAAACAUCCCACCGGAAAAAUCAUCGGGAAAAAUGGAGAAGCCAGUGGUUUACGAUAACGGACUUAAUCUUGAGGCGACCGAGCUAAGACUAGGGUUACCGGGGACCAAUGAGCAUGAGAAACAAUCAUCUACUAGUGUUAGGAGCAAAAAGAGAGCAUCGCCGGAGAUGGCCGAGGAGACUAGGUCUAAGAGCAGCUCUUGUAUAUCCGAUGCCGACGACGACGCCCCUCCACCAAAAGCACAAGUGGUGGGGUGGCCGCCGGUCCGAUCAUACCGGAAAAACAGCUUCCAACAGAGGAAAGGGGAAGCCGAGGGGGCCGGAAUGUACGUGAAAGUGAGCAUGGAUGGAGCUCCUUACCUCAGAAAGAUCGAUCUCAAGGUUUACAAGAGCUACCCGGAGCUCCUCAACGCCUUGGAGAAUAUGUUCAAGUUCAGAAUAGGCGAGUACUCAGAGAGGGAAGGCUACAAUGGAUCUGACUAUACCCCUGCUUAUGAAGAUAAAGAUGGUGACUGGAUGCUGGUUGGAGAUGUUCCAUGGGAGAUGUUCAUCUCAUCCUGUAAGAGGCUAAGAAUCAUGAAGGGAUCGGAAUGAAACCCAAAAAUUAGAAUUACUUACCGAUGGGGAGGCUCUGAUGAUCAGAUCAGAUAAUCUUUUGGCUUGGGCUCUUGGUUUUCACCUACACAGCACAAGAUAGAUCUAUAUAUGUCAAAUGUUGACAAUGUUUUCUUGCUGUUGAGUUUUGUAACAAUUCAUCAAACCAAACCGAUACUACAUUAGAUAUUAGUGUACAAAACGAAAAUAAGCUUUACCCUUCACAAUUUUCCCGAUAUUUGCUGUUUUUUUGGCUCUGUAUUAUCAAAAGAAUAUAGAAAAGAGGAAAGGACAACAUUUUGUGUAAGCUAUA
This is a messenger RNA of Vitis riparia (riverbank grape), 963 nucleotides long. RefSeq names its product auxin-induced protein 22D-like. Gene Ontology annotation, biological process: regulation of DNA-templated transcription. Gene Ontology annotation, cellular component: nucleus. The record is from RefSeq and is a predicted model, not a curated record. The transcript has 3 exons. Gene Ontology annotation, molecular function: protein binding. The coding region runs from base 90 to 650 and encodes 186 amino acids. Lineage: Eukaryota; Viridiplantae; Streptophyta; Magnoliopsida; Vitales; Vitaceae.